This is a messenger RNA of Leptonychotes weddellii (Weddell seal), 3299 nucleotides long. Lineage: Eukaryota; Metazoa; Chordata; Mammalia; Carnivora; Phocidae. The record is from RefSeq and is a predicted model, not a curated record.
CGCCCCUCCUCUUAACUGUGCGCGAGCAAGUUCCUGUAGACCCGGAAACGGAUAGCGCGGAGCAAUGGUCUCGCUGCGCAGCGUUGACUUUUAAGAAAGACUCAUGUUCAGAGGAAGAGACUCAGAAAAGGAGGAAGAGAAAAGAAAGAGGAGUCCAGAAUGGCUUUUUCUCAGGGACAGUUGACCUUCAGGGAUGUGGCCAUAGAAUUCUCUCAGGAGGAGUGGGAGUGCCUGGAUCCUGCUCAGCGGGAAUUGUACAAGGGUGUGAUGUUGGAGAACUAUAAGAACCUGGUCUCCCUGGAUGUCUCUCUUACACAUGUGAUCAAGAAAUUAUAACCAAAGGAGAACAGUAAUACAGGAGAAGUAUUCCAAACAGUGAUGUUGGAAAGGCAUGAAGGCCUUGAAAUCAAAGAUUUUUACUUCAGGGAAAUCAGGAAAAAAAUGCAUGACUUUGAGUGGCAGUGGAGAGAUAAUGAAAUAAAUUACAAAGAAAUGUCUGUAACCCAUAAACACAGUCUCACUGAUAUAAGAGAUCAGCAUGGUAAAAGUGAUGCAGGAAAUAGGCUUGGAUUAAGUUUUGGGGAUAAACUACACAUGUUUCAAACUGAAGGGAAAACUUAUGCAUGUAAUCAAGUUGAGAAGUCCAUCAACAAUGGUUCCUCAGUUUCACCACUUCAGAGAAUUCCUCCUACGGUCCAAACCAACAUUGCUAGUAAAUGUGGGAGUGACUUUAUUCACCCUUUGACACUGAUGCAAGAGCAGAAAGCACAUAGGGAAAAACCUUACAAAUGUCUUGAUUGUGGCAAAACCUUUAAUCAGGGCUCACACCUCACUAGACAUCAGAUAAUGCAUACAGGAGAAAAACCAUAUAAAUGUAAUGUAUGUGAGAAAGUCUUUAGUCAAAAUUCAAACCUUGCAAGUCAUCAGAGAAUCCAUACCGGAGAAAAACCUUACAAAUGUAACGAAUGUGGCAAAGCCUUUAGUCAAAAUUCACACCUUGCAAAUCGCCGGAGAAUACAUCCUGGAGAGAAACCUUACCAAUGUAAUGAAUGUGGCAAGGCUUUUUGCCAAAGUUCGAAGCUUGUAAAACAUCACAGAGUACAUAGUGGAGAGAAACCACACAAAUGUAACGUGUGUGGUAAAGCUUAUCGAAAGUUCAAGCCUGUUGACCAUCAGAAAAGUCAUACUGGAGAGAAACCAUACAAAUGUAAUGUGUGCGGCAAAGCUUUUAUUGUGCGUCCAAGCCUAAUAAGCCAUCAGAUAAUCCAUACUGGAGAGAAACCUUACAAAUGUAUUGAAUGUGGCAAGGCCUUCAGACAAUGGUCUGACAUCAGGAUUCACCAAAGAAUUCAUGCUGGAGAGAAACCUUUCAAAUGCCACGAGUGUGGCGAAGCCUUUACUCAGGGCUCACACCUCACUAAACGUCAGAUAAUCCGUACAGGAGAGAAACCAUAUAAAUGUGAUAUAUGUGGGAAGGUCUUCAAUCAAAAUUCACACCUAGCAAGUCAUCGGAGAAUCCAUACUGGGGAGAAACCAUACAAAUGUAGUGAAUGUGGUAGAGUUAGUGUGCGGUCAAGCCUAAUUUACCAUCAGGUAAUCCAUACUGGAGAGAAACCUUACCGAUGUAAUGAAUGUGGCAAGGCCUUUGCCAAGCGUUCACACCUUAGGCAUCAUGGGAGAAAUCAUACUGGAGAGAAGCCAUAUGCAUGUAUUGAAUGUGGUAAGACCUUUCGGCAGUGGUCUGACCUCAGGAUUCACCAAAGAAUUCAUUCUGGAGAGAAACCUUACAAAUGCCACGAGUGAGGCAAAGUCUUUACUCGAGAGUCACACCUCACCAGUCAUCAGAUAAUCCACACUGGAGAGAACCUUACAAAUGUACUGAACAUGGCAAGGCUUUUAGGUAUUGCCUUAAACUCAGAGUUCACCAAAUAGCUCACAUUUACAAGUGUAACAAAUGUGGCAGAGUUUUAAAUUAGUACUGUUCACUAGAUAUGAUUAAAUAUCCAGCAGAGAAACCACACAAAGGUAAUGUGUGUGGCAAGGAUUUUACCCAAAGAUCAAAAUUGGGGAAUGUACUAGAGCAAUACCUUAUAAAUGCAAUGAGUGUGGCAAAGCCCUUACCUUGAGUUCAAAGUAUUUUUUAACAACAGAGUCCAUGUUGAAAAGAAACCAUGUAAAUGUGGCAGAGCUGUUAUCUGGGCCUCACAGUGACAUCAAGAUAUAUAUCUUUCAGAGAAACCACACAAAAGUAACGUGUAUGCUAUGGCUUUUGCCCCAACGUCAAAACCGUGGAACAUCAGAGAAUUUAUAUUGGAGAGCCACCUUACAAAUGUAAAGAAUGUCGUAAGGCUUUCAUCAAAUGUUCAUACCUUUGGAGUAAUGAGAGAAUUUAUGCAGGGGAAACUAUACCUAUUUAAAUACGCCAAAUGUGGAAAUGCUUUUAAGGAACAGUGUGUUCUCGGGAUUCACCAAUGAAGUCAUACUGGGGAGAAUUCUUACAAAUAUGAUAAAUUUUUUGACCAAUUCACACACCACACAUUGGAGAAUCCAGGAAUAACUGGAUAUAACUGGAAUAAUUAAGUCUUUAGUUCUCUUGAGAUUAACCUGAGAUGUUAGUGGAGAAUAAUUAUGUCAAAAAAUGUUAAAAUUCCCAUAUCAUGGGAACAAGGACAUGUGUGGAAGUAGCUCAUUAUUUUCUGUGUACAAGGUAUUGAGUUUUCUUGAAAAGGCUACAUUACUACUUACGAGUUUCAACCUGAAGUUUGAAAUCUAUUGAUCUUAAGCCUUCCUUAUAGGCCUUUCCUGAUGGUCUCUGAGGAGGAAUCAAGAUGAAGGGGUCUGCUUCAUUGGGUGUGACUCAUAUCCACAUUUCCUGGAACAAGGACACAGUUGUCAGAUUCACUAUUGUGUGAGCAUUGGGGAGGGCCAGAGAAUAAUGCAAACCUCCAUAUAAGUCAUCAUGCUUGUUACCUUCAGGGCCCCCUUCUCUAGAUGAAUUAUAGGGACUGGCCUUUCAUGGGAUGACAGUGAUAGUUUGUUUACUAGGGACUGAUUAUGUGAUAGAAACAACACAGGGGAAGAUGGUAAUAGCUGUUCUAUACUGUCAGUGACAAAUUGAUAUAUUAUUGACAGAUUUCCCUUUUCUUGGAAAUUGAAGAGAGCAGUUAUCUGAGAAGGCAGUGGAAUGGAAAGAACCAGAACAGUAUGUGCGUGAUUCAUAGUUAACUCCUGCCAUUACAUUUUACUACUGUUUUCUUCAAAAUGUAUUGUAGCUCUCAUGCUGUAAUUAAUAAAGCUUU